GUUAGCGUGCCUGCCAUCUCUUUCCACUCCUCCAUCCCUCCAUCCCUGCAUCUCUGCGCCGAGGAUGCCGAGAGAGACAGCGCACAGCAGCCGUGCGGAGCAGCCCCGGAGCGCUCUCAGCCUCGUUGUAGCUUAACAGGAGGCUAUGAGCGAAACAGGAAGCAGCUAAAAGCACUGAGAGCAUGAGUGGAUGGACCUGUCAUGAGCCCAGUGGAAUGCACUAAAAGCAGGUUGAGAAUAACAGCCCCUGAUGUCCGUGGAAGUGCAGCGAUUGCUUCCCCCUUAUGAAAGAUGCAAGUAUGUUUUCUUUGCUAGCGUUUGCGAAGAGUCCUACAAGUGAAAUGGUGCUGACAUGGAUGUGACAGCCAUGAGAGCAUAGAGACCCAAAUCUUAAUGAAAUAUGAGCAUGAGUGACAAGCUUGUUGGACCUGUUGGAUCUAGCUUUCAGGGAAGCCAUGGGGAGCUCAGAAAUAACAACAGGUGCGCUGAGGAUUCCUUGGAUGGAGAUACCAACGCCAAUCAGAUCCAAAGCAAAGACAGUAGAACUUUGGAGGAGUCGUCUUUUGUAGCUCACAGUGAGGAACAGGACAAAAUCAUCAUCUGGGGCACAGACUCUCAGUAUGAUGACCCAGAACUGGCAGAGUUUGAGAUGUUGGAAUGCCAAGAACUGGAGGCAUACCUCGUGGAAUCAGAGGAUAACUAUGUUAAAGAUGCAGAAGGCAUCCCAGGGAAGCUUUACACCAAUGUCACUCCAACUGAGGACCCACAAGACCCUAGUAAGAAUGAAGCCUCCCAAGCCGACACAAAGGAGCAAGAAAAUGUUUCCCAUAAGUUCAUCAGCAAAGAAGCUGAGACAUGUCUAGCUAGAGCUGAGGUCACCUCUGAUAAUGAUGUAUUUGUAUCUUGUCACUCCACAAUGUCCAGUCUUGGAGGAAGUUUUGCAAGUGCCCUAGAAAAUGCAGGUCAGACCCAAACAGCAGAGUCUUGGGCUGCACAAACAGGAACUUACAGAACUCUCUCAGAGGACCUCACCUUUGCCUCACAGUCAUGUUUGACUCUCUCAGAUAGGAGCAGGAGUUCUCUACAUGCUGACGGAACUCAUGUUGAUCUCAAUCUUAACAAUACCAUGUUACCUGAGGAACCUCUUUUAGAAGCACAAGAAAAACAGCCAGCUGAAAAUGUUUUAACAUACAAGGAAACCUCAGGUCAGCUGAAAAAUGGCAUAAAUGAAUGUAACCCAAGCAUUACAAAUGCUAAAAAUGAGCACAAUGACACAGGGCAUGCCAGCGAGGACAGUGCUGGGCACCAAGAAGAUCCUGUUGAUGAAGAACAGGCUAUAAUUAGGGAAGAAUGCAAAGAUCCAGAUGCAAAAAACAUUGCAGUGCAGCAAAAAUCUUGCCAACCAUUUGGGCCAGAGGACAACCAUUCUCUUUCCCUGACCAAGAUUCCUCGUGAUUCCAGUCAUGAACUAAAAAGUAAACCAUCCCAAAGUGAGGAAACCUUUGACAUGAACUAUAAAUCCUCUAAGCCAGGCUCAAAGGGAACACCUAGUCAGUGUGCAGUAGCUGAACCCAAACUGUACCAGAAGCAGGCAUCCUUUGAAACAACUCGCAGUUCUAGCCCAUCCAGCCUGGAAAGGCGAAAGCCGUGGUGCAGUCCAUCUGGUCCUGCUACUCCUCCAUCUCCUAAAAAUACUGGAUCCCCAAGAAGACAACUACCGUCUUCUCCAGCCAAGACAGUCAGCGCAAGAGCUACAAGCCAGGAGCCUGCUGGUUCUCCACAAAGGGGUACCAGUGGCCUGAAGCCACCAAGUAAAAGCUUUCUCAAUACUGGUAUCCCAAAACCCGUUCCCCCUCAACCACCAGCCAAAACAGAAUCUCCUCAGAAGUCUUCCCCUCCUCAAAAGCCUAAAAAGGUCCGUCCAAAAAUCAUCACCUAUGUCCGUAAGAGCCCUCAGGCAAAGCCACAUUCUGCGGAGGGUCCAUAUGAAACAUCUACUCUGCCCUCGAGGCUCACAGCAUACACUAGCUCACCAGCCACUAAAGAGCAGAAGGUUGGAGGGCCCAAAGGCUCACCGGUGCUCAGUUCCUCCAAUAUUCUAUAUGAUAAAUAUCGUCAGGAGCUGCAGAAAGGAGGAUACUAUUCCCCGCCUGGCCUGAUGGUGUCUGGAAUCAGACCUCCCAGUCACACUGUGCCUCACAAACUAGUGGGAAAGUCAGAAAGUUUUCAUGGAGAACUCCCAGACAGAUAUAUGCACGAGGUGGGCAGGGGUGUCCAGCACAGUGCACAUGAAGUAGCUGGUGUCUACCGUUCACCCAGGGCCCUCCGGCCUCAGCUGGGCCUUGGAGCUGUAACGAGGCAACCUACAACCAAGACUAGGAUGAUGAUGCCUGGCCAGAGGUCAGCUUCACCUCUUAGCCAUGCUUCUCCCACUGGCCAACUCACCUACUGCUACCCAGAUCCGACAGCAGGGGAUGUGAAGAAGCCUCUAUUAGAAGUAGCUCCCAAGUCUCUGCUUCCUAAACCGGGUCAGUCUGGCCUGCGCCCUCCUGGCUUCUCCCACCUGCCUGCUGCCCGCCUCGCUGCCUUUGGCUUUGUCCGCAGUGCCAGUGUGUCCUCCGUGUCCAGCAAUCAAUCUAAUGAGAGCACUCACAGUGACCCCUGCCGACCCACCAAUCGUCCAGGCAGUGGAAGUGAGGAGACCCUCCUGCCUCGUUCUUACUCUCCCAGUCAUAGUGGAAGCAGUAGACCACCCAGCUGCAGCAGUCCUCAGCCCCCCAGUGGCCACACUCCUACCCGCCGCUCUCUGCUGCCCCCUCCCCACGGCUCCCCUGUGUCUGCUAGAAAGGAGUUUCAGAGAGAUGGAGAAGUUACUCAUCCUCUGUCCUCCCCAAAGAGAUUUGCAGUGGUCUCACCCAAGCCUCAGUCCCCUGUGCGUCAGAAGUCAUGUGUGGGGCGUCUGGGCGGCCGAGUGGAUGGCGUGGAUGCUGAGCGGGAGCGGCUGCUGGUGCAGGGUUUGAGAGAACGCUGUGAGGAACAGGCCCGGCAGAUCACCUCCCUGCAGGACAAACUCCACAAAGCCUCGCUUUGUAUAGACGUCCUUGCCAUCACCACACAACACUUCUGCCACAAGAGCGAGAAUGCCGAGGUGAAGGAGAGGGAGCUGUCCCUGGAGCUUUCUCGGAUCAGGGAUGAAGUGGUGGUCAGUGUGGGCCGGUGGGAGCGUCUGCAGGGGGAGAAGGCUGAACUGGAGCGCAGUUUUGAGCAGGAGCUGAGGAAGCUGAAGGAGGAGCAGCAGAAGGAGCAGCAGGCUCUGCAGGAGAGACUGAGAGAGGAGCAGAGGAAGGAGACAGAGCUUCUGCAGAAACAGCAGAGCAGCCAGCUACAGCAGCUCCGCUCCCAGCACCAUCAACAGGUGGAAGAGAUGAGUGAGAGCCAUGAAGCGGCCAUGGUGGAGAUGGAGACAGCCCACAAUGCCACUCUGGCCACUCUUCAGGAGGAGCAUGCCAGGACAAUCAAAAAUCUGAAGAUGGCUCAUGAACAGCAGAAGAAAUCCCUGGAGGAAGAAUUUGAGAAGCUCAGAUUGUCGCUGCAGGAUCAGGUGGACACACUGACAUUUCAAAACCGCAGUCUGAGGGACAGAGCAAAGCGCUUUGAGGAAGCACUACGCAGGAGCACUGAUGAACAGAUUGUGGAUGCUUUGGCUCCAUAUCAGCACAUAGAGGAGGAUCUGAAGAGUCUGAAGCAGGUUCUGGAGAUGAAGAACCAACAGAUUCACCAACAGGAACUCAAGAUAUCUGAGCUAGAGAAACUGGCUCAGAAGAAUGUGCAGCUGGAGGAGCGUGUUCAGGUUCUACAGCAGCAGAAUGAGGACCUAAAGGCGAGGAUAGACCUCAAUCUAGCCAUGUCCAGGCAACUGUCUGAGGAGAACGCUAACCUGCAGGAGUACGUGGAGAAGGAGAGUAAUGAGAAGAAGCGACUGAGUCGCACCAAUGAGGAGCUGCUGUGGCGUCUGCAAACGGGCGAGUUGAGCCCAAGAAUGUCCCCCAACCAGUCACCCCUCCACCGGCCCUCUCCAGGCCCAGGCUCACCCUCGCACCCACCCUUACCCAGAUAAGCCUCUCACUCUUUCUCUUUCUCACUCUCUCUUUCUCUCUCUCUCUCUCUCUCUGUCUCUCUCUCUCUCUCACCCUAUUUACCUCUAUCUAUACCCCUCUUUCCUGGUGUAGGGGCAAACAGACACUGUUUUCUGUAUCUACAUAGACUGUAUCAGUUUGUGCUGAGCUGGGUGUAUGUAUGUACUGUACAUUGGUGCUGAUAUUCCAGGAUUUCCGUUCAGGAGGAGUAUGUCUAACACACAAGUUACAAUUUACAGAAACACAUAAGCCAUUUGUAAAUCUGUGUCUUAUAAAUUUAAAUUCCAGACUAACAAACACAAAUCUUUGCAUUUAACAGAAAAAUAUGUAUUUCCUGUAAGAAUGUACAGACGACUCUAUUGAUUUGUUUAAUUUAAAUAGCAUUCUCAUUCUCAUCCAUGUCGGCAUUACUUUUGUACAGGCAAUUCUGCCCUACGUAUGUAGUGUAUAAUAUAGUACAAACUCUCUUGUCUGUUACUGGUAUGUCCUGCAGAUCUCAUGGUGCCUGUUUCUUGACCUUUGCUUCUACUAGCAUUUGCAACUUUGCCAGGAUAAUGAGUGGAAUAGACAGGACAAACAAGAUACAGAUCACCUGUAAUAAAGGAUUAAUCUCCAUUCAGCUUCUUCAAAGGAUACACAUCCACCAGCAACCUGCUCUCUAUGCCCAGACAUUACAAUAUUAAACCCAACACAGAUCAUGGGACAAGUUUAAUAUGGACAUAUCUCUUUUCCUUUUCAAAUGAGGUAAUGGGCCCUUUCAAAUAGGCCCGGUUUCUAUAUUUUCAGGACAUUAUCCAAGAACUCAUUUGCAUUGAGGAUAUACUGUAUUGUCAUAUCUGUGGUUUCGACUUUGAAAAAUGAAAA
Molecule: messenger RNA, 5000 nt
Organism: Colossoma macropomum (tambaqui)
Lineage: Eukaryota; Metazoa; Chordata; Actinopteri; Characiformes; Serrasalmidae
Gene: mtus2b
Product: microtubule associated tumor suppressor candidate 2b
Exons: 16
Coding region: 401-4117 (1238 amino acids)
Cellular component (GO): nucleus; cytoplasm
Molecular function (GO): microtubule binding
Source: RefSeq, a predicted model, not a curated record